This is a messenger RNA of Penicillium canariense, 1323 nucleotides long. Its product is annotated as Serine/threonine-protein phosphatase PP-Z. The transcript is spliced from 2 exons. Gene Ontology annotation, cellular component: cytoplasm; nucleus. The record is from RefSeq and is a predicted model, not a curated record. Lineage: Eukaryota; Fungi; Ascomycota; Eurotiomycetes; Eurotiales; Aspergillaceae. Gene Ontology annotation, molecular function: protein serine/threonine phosphatase activity. Bases 1 to 1323 code for a protein of 440 amino acids.
AUGGUUUCCAAUCCCGACACCCCGAGCAGCGCGAACAUUCAUGAAAGUGAUCCCAAGGGCACGACACCAAAAGGGUCUGCCUUUUUCAGUCUUCUGAAAAGAAGCAGCCACCAUCUCCGGCGCUUCAGCAAAGAUGACACCCUACGGACCUCCAAUACGAACCUAAAAACUGCGCCGGACGAGAAGGCGAGGCAAAUACAACGCAGCGAUGAAAAUAGUCCCACGGCAGUGAAAUCCUUGACUGAAAAGCCCCAGUCUGAUGUGAAACCGAUUGUAAAAGCAUCUGUCUCGAUUCUGCGAAAAAGCAAUCAGCUGGGUCUCGACUCGAUUAUAUGGGAUGAUUCCUCUAGGGAUCGCCAGAAUAUGCAACGAUCUGUGGAUUUGGAUGCUAUGAUCGCGCGACUCCUGCAGGUGGGAUAUUCGAAGCCCACCAAAAGCGUGUGUCUCAACAAUACGGAAAUUGUGGCUAUUUGCUCCGCGGCCCGCAACGUCCUUCUUUCCCAGCCGGUUCUUUUGGAGCUGAAUGCUCCAAUCCAGAUUGUCGGGGAUCUUCAUGGCCAGUUCACGGAUCUUGUGCGCCUCUUUGAUAUGUGUGGGCACCCUCCGGCCUCCAACUACCUCCUUCUUGGAGACUACGUCGACCGCGGCAAGCAAAGCCUAGAGACAAUGCUGCUGCUAUUAUGCUACAAGCUCAAAUACCCCGAAAACUUUUUCCUACUACGGGGAAAUCACGAAUGUGCCAAUAUCUCCCGCAUCUAUGGAUUCCACGACGAAUGCAAGCGGCGCUGUAACAUCAAAGUAUGGAAAACGUUCACCGAUGUUUUCAACUGUCUCCCCAUCGCUGCAAUUGUCGCAGAGAAGAUAUUUUGCGUUCAUGGCGGCCUUUCGCCCAACCUCACGAAUAUGGAUGAUAUUCGGAAAAUCUCUCGCCCUAUUGAAGUGCCCGAGUACGGCCUGCUCAAUGAUAUCCUAUGGAGCGACCCCGCAAAUAUCAAGGACUGGGGACCUAACGAUGACCGUGGAGUGAGUUGGUGUUUUGGAAAGGCACCAAUUGUGAAUUUCCUGAAACACCACGAGUUCGACCUGGUGUGCCGGUCACACAUGGUGGUGGAAGGUGGGUAUGAGUUCUUUGGGAACAAGUCAUUGGUCACCGUGUUUUCUGCACCAAAUUAUUGCGGAGAGUUCGAAAAUUAUGGAGCCAGCAUGUCAGUUUCGGAGGAGCUGCUCUGCAAUUUCCAGCUAUUGAAACCCUUCCAUUCGAAAAAUCAAAACAAGAAAAUGAGGAGAGCGAAGGAAUCAACAACAACAGAAAAAGCUCUGUAA